This is a messenger RNA of Drosophila suzukii, 1511 nucleotides long. RefSeq lists its product as uncharacterized. Lineage: Eukaryota; Metazoa; Arthropoda; Insecta; Diptera; Drosophilidae. The record is from RefSeq and is a predicted model, not a curated record.
UUGUUUAUUUUUUGGUUUUUGAAUCAUCACAUGGAGCCCAUUUGUUCGCUAAUUCAUUGACUGUUUUGUUUUGUUAUUAAUUGUUUUCAAAAUUUUAUCAUUAAAAAUGGAUAGUAUUAAUGAAGAUGUAUGGAUAGUUAUUCUGAAGUUCCUGCCCAUGAGUGAUCAGUUGUCACUGGCCCAAGUGAACGAAAGUAUUGCAUCCUAUGUGAAAUACCAAUGGAAACAUCUGAAAAGAGUGACUUUGACCCGAGAGGAUCUGGAAUUUCUGGACAGGAAUGAGGAACUGAUGCAGGAAUGCCUGGGCGGUUGGUCGAGAUCGGUGGAGCGCCUACAUCUACCCAAUGCCAGUCGGGAUCUGCUGAGAAAGUGGACGGAGUACAGCUUUCCCCAGCUCAGAUCGCUCGACUGCCACAUGGACUACAAUCUCGAGGAGGCCGACGAGGAGACCCUUCUGCUGACCGAGCUGUUCCCGCUCCUGACCAGUCUCACACUCAAUAGCAGCACCACAGGACGCUAUUUGUGGCAAUGGUCAGAUCUCAAAGAGCUGAAUCUCAUCUGGUGCGAGUACCUGGAAACGGACACCUUCGAGCAGAUCUUCGCCAGCCUAAAGCUGACGAAGCUGACCCUGCUCUACUACGGUUAUAAUGUGAAUCUGGGCCAAAAGGUGCUGGCUAUCACUCGAUGCUCAACGCUGGAAGAGCUGAUCCUCGACGACCACCACUUGCUAGGGGAUUUCCUCACCCGGUUGAUGAAUCUGCCGCACUUCCGCCGCCUGGCCUUCUACACGCGUGACUACUAUGAGUUCCUACUGAGUUCGGUGGCCAGGCACAAGCCACUGAAGGUGCGAUCGUUGCUCUUCAACGACUCCUUCUGGAGCAGUGAACGUGUGGCGGAAAGUAUCAUGCGCAUGACAAAUCUUCGACGACUGGUACUGCAAGAGGAUGACAUAGAUUCGCAGCAACUGCACGCCAUCUGCCACAAGUUGCCGCAGCUGGAGGAGCUGCACCUGGUGCAAUUGCGCGAAAUACCUUCGCCCACCCAUUUGUGGAACUCUAUAAGUCUCUGCCCCAGUCUAAGGAUCCUCAACUUGUCGUCUACCAAGUUAAGUUGCCAUUUUUUGUAUGUCAGCCACUCACGCCUCUCCCAAGUUCUGAUUAAUCGCAGUUCUCCGCUGACCAUUCAUCUCCACAACACUGGUUUGGUUCCCGAAGUGAUUCUGUCAGCUAUAAAUUGUCCCAAUUUAUAUAUCUCAUUCAAACCCAUCCAUUUGAACAUUUGGAGUUCACGAUUUGUGGAAAUCGAAUUCAUUCCUGAAUCAGCUUAAUAAUGGCAUUUAUCUACAUAUUUUCCGUUCUAGCUCAUUAACAGUGAAAAAAUUAAAGUGCAAGCACUUUCGUGUGAUUUGAAAUUAAACAUAAAUUGUAGAGUGUUUAACUUUAUGAUCCUUACAAGACGAAAACCUUAGAAGUAUUUACUUUCUUGGGUUGCAAUAAAUCCACUGAAUUAUG